This is a messenger RNA of Equus caballus (horse), 1029 nucleotides long. It is a transcript of the gene TEN1, whose product is annotated as TEN1 subunit of CST complex. Gene Ontology annotation, biological process: negative regulation of telomere maintenance via telomerase. The record is from RefSeq and is a predicted model, not a curated record. Gene Ontology annotation, molecular function: telomeric repeat DNA binding; single-stranded DNA binding; telomerase inhibitor activity. Gene Ontology annotation, cellular component: CST complex. NCBI's taxonomy places the organism in Eukaryota, Metazoa, Chordata, Mammalia, Perissodactyla, Equidae.
GGAAAAAGGAAAAAAUAAAAUCUUCAAAAAAAAAAAAAAAGGAAAGAAAGAAAAUCAAUUAAGGUGAGGGGAUAGAGUGACUGGGAGUGGUAGAGAAGGCCGUUUUAGGUAGGGUAGGCAAGGGAAGUGUCACUGAGGAGGAGGUAGAUGAUCUGGGACCUGAUGAGGGGAGAGAAGCAGCCCUGUGAAGAUGUGGGGAAGACUGUUCGAGUCUGAGGAGGAGCAAGUGUGUAGGUGCUGAGGGUGAGCGAGACCUGGAGGAGCUGUGACGGCAAACAAGGGCAGAAGGGCAGGCCCGGUGCAGGCCCCGCGUGGCAUUAUGGGCCAAGGAAUAAUGAUGCUGCCCAAACCUGGGAUCUAUUACUUUCCGUGGGAGGUCAGUGCCGGCCAAGUUCCUGAUGGGGGCACGCUGAGAACAUUCGGCAGGUUGUGCCUCUACGACAUGACCCAGUCCCGAGUGACCCUGAUGGCUCAGCAUGGGUCUGACCAGCACCAGAUCCUCGUCUGCACCAAGCUGGUGGAGCCAUUCCAAGCCCAGGUGGGCUCCCUGUACACGGUCCUUGGGGACCUCGAGCACCAGAAGAACGGAGGUUCUGUGGUGAAGGCCCGCGUGCUGACUUGUGUGGAAGGAAUGAAUCUACCCUUGUUAGAACAAGCCAUCCGGGAGCAGAGGAUGUACCAGCGAGAGAGGGACAACAGCCAGUAGGAAAUGGAGACUCUUGGCAACCCCCCCAUCGGACCGCGGCUCCUGGGGCCAAGCCCACUGGAGAUGCCGGAGCUGCUGCAGAGAAGAUACAGGAGCUUCCCCAGAGUGACGGCCUUUUCUGGAGCCAGAGAGACGAGGGGAGGGAUUAUUAAUUUGGGAUUGUCCCAGAAAUGAGAACCCACAGAGCAAGCACCAAAACCAGACAGACCCCCGACCCCCAAGGAGACCGCAGGAGGCCGAGCUCUGGCGUGCUGGGGGCUGUGCCUCGUGUGGGGUCACCGCGGGUUCCAGAAAGUCCUCGUGAAUAAAGGCCUCAGCAGCGA